AUGGACGCCGCUGCCAACGUUACCAUCGGCGAGGGCUCCCACGCCUUCCUCCCCUGCAGGGUUGCCAACCUCGGCGACAGAUCCGUGACGUGGAUGAGACGCAGGAACCUGCACAUCAUCACGGCUGGCCUCCUCACCUACUCUCCUGACGAUCGCUACAGAGUGUUGCACCCAGCCAACACAGAGGAGUGGACGCUGCACAUCAAGUUUGCUCAGCCUGGAGAUGGUGGAUGGUACGAGUGUCAGGUGAACUCUGACCCCAAGAUCACUAGACCUGUCCUCCUCAUUGUCAAGGACAAAAAUAUGGACGACCCGUUUUACCAGCAUGAGCUACAGGCCGUUGACAACAGUACACAGGUGCACAUUGAGGGAGCUCAUGAGCGGUACAUUCAGCGAGGCAGCGUGUUGGCGGUCACCUGCACCGUCACACACCGCCUCAACAAGGGCCCCCAACACGUCGUGUGGUACCACGGAGCCGCCAGGCUGGACUACGACGCUCCACGAGGCGGGAUAGCUCUUGAGACAGAGAAGACUCCGAGCCGGAGUGUGGCGAGACUGCUGCUGUCUGCCGUCACUCCCGCAGACUCCGGCAGGUACAGCUGCCGCCCCGACACUGGCGGCCACGCUGCCGUCUCCGUCCAUGUCCAGUCUGGGCAGCACCAGGCGGCGGUGCAGCAGAGCGGCCACAACGACACCAUCAACGAGUCCUUCUCAAUACAGGUCGUCUUCCUCUUCAGCACCUUGACUCACCUGCUCAUCACCUCGCACUUCCGAUGA
This is a messenger RNA of Procambarus clarkii (red swamp crayfish), 777 nucleotides long. RefSeq lists its product as uncharacterized. Gene Ontology annotation, cellular component: neuron projection membrane. NCBI's taxonomy places the organism in Eukaryota, Metazoa, Arthropoda, Malacostraca, Decapoda, Cambaridae. The record is from RefSeq and is a predicted model, not a curated record. Gene Ontology annotation, biological process: synapse organization.